AUGUCCACCGCCCGCCGUGAUACCCUUGUGACGAUCGAGAAGGCCGCCCAGGCCUACUGGGAGCAGCACCGCUUGCACGAGAUGGACGCCCCGCCCGCACACGACCCGGUGAAGCCGCCGAAGCACUUCACGACCUUCCCGUUCCCUUACAUGAACGGCCGUCUGCACCUCGGUCACGGCUUCUCCCUCACGAAGGCCGAGUUCGUCUCCCGUUACAAGCGUAUGAAGGGGUUUCGCUCGCUCUGGCCCUUUGGGUUUCACGUCACAGGGACCCCGAUCGCGGCCUGUGCGCAGAAGAUCAUGAAGGAGAUGGAGCAGUACGGCAACCCACCGGUCUUCCCGGAGAUGUCACCCGUUGUGGAGGAGGCGAAGUCCCCGAAGGAACUGGGGGAUUUGCUGAAAUUCAAAAGCAAACGCGCCAAGGUCGGGCCCGCGAAGCCGCAGUGGGAGAUCAUGCAAUCGAUGGGCAUCCCAGACGAUGAGAUCCCGAAGUUCUCGGACACACAGCAAUGGCUGAAUUUCUUCCCGCCGAUCGCGAUCGCGGACUUGCGGCGGUUCGGCUGCUAUAUUGACUUUCGCCGGUCUUUCAUCACGACAAUGAAGAAUCCGUAUUUCGACCGUUUUGUGAGUUGGCAAUUUCGCCAGCUCCGGCGGGCUGGACUGGUGAAUUUCGGCAAGCGCUAUUGCGUGUACUCGCCGAUGGAUGGCCAGCCUUGCGCCGACCACGACCGCGCGAGCGGGGAGGGGGUGCUUCCGCAGGAGUACACCAUUGUGAAGCUUCCCGUCCAGGACCCGCUUGAGCAGGCGGCUUUUAAGCCUUUCAAGAAUCACAUCGGCGGGCGGGCGAUUAUUCUACCGGCUGCCACCCUCCGCGCGGAGACCGUAAUCGGUUUGACAAACUGCUGGGUGAGCCCGAAGAUUCUUUACCGCGCGUACGCCAUGUUGAAUGAGCGCAGCAAUGAGGAGGAGAUCGUCAUCCUGACCCCGCACUCGGCGCGGAAUAUGGCCUACCAGGGUUUCAUUUUCAACGGGAAGAAAUGGCAAACACCGGAGCCGCUGUUCGAGGUUAACGGGGAGCAUUUGAUCGGGAUCCCGCUCUCGUCUCCGAUGGCUGUCUACACCACGAUCUACACCCUCCCCAUGAGCACAAUCAUCGAGACAAAAGGGACCGGGAUCGUGAUGUCGGUGCCCUCAGACUCCCCGGAUGAUUAUAUUAAUUUGUCUCAGCUGCGGAAUAAACCGGAGUAUCGUAAGAAGCUCGGCCUGGAGGACGCCUGGGUGAUGCCCUUCCCCCCGAUUCCGAUUAUUGACGUGCCAGAUCUGGGGACCAUGUGCGCGAAGACGAUGUGCGAAAAGCUCAAGAUCAACGGCCCCAACGCCGCGGAAUUGCUUGAUGAGGCCAAGCGUGUCUGCUAUCAGAUGGGCUUUUACCAGGGUGUGAUGAUUGCGGGGCCCUACAAGGGUAUGAAAGUCUCUGAGGCCAAGCAGCUCACGCAGGACUGGAUAGAUAAGAGGGGCGAGUGCAUGAGAUAUUGCGAGCCUAUCCGGCAAGUCAUUAGCCGCUCCGGUGAUGAGUGCGUGGUAGCGCUGUGUAAUGAGUGGUAUAUCGAGUAUGGCCAACCCCAAUGGAAGAAGGCGGUUAUGCAGCAUCUAGAAAAGAUGAAUAUGUUCUACCCCGGGGUGCGAAAUGGCUUUGUUGAGGUGUUGAAUUGGCUCUCCGAUUGGCCGUGUAGCCGAACCUUUGGGCUAGGGACGUACCUUCCCUGCGAUGAAAGCCAUACGAUGAUCAUCGAUAGCCUUUCCGAUUCCACAAUUUACAUGGCAUAUUAUACCAUCAGCCGCUUUCUGCAUACUAAUACGAAUGGCUCACUAGAGUUGAGCGGCUCGGUGGACAAUGAAUUCGGGUUGAAGCCGGAGAUGUUUACCGAUGAUAUUUUCGACUAUAUUUAUCACGGGGUUGGCGAUGCAGCAAGUCUUUCUUCGGAUGUCGGGAUGCCUCUCCGAUCACUAGAGCUCAUGCGAAAUGAGUUUGAGUAUUUCUACCCCGUCGAUAUCCGCUGCUCCGCGAAGGAUCUGAUUCAAAACCAUCUCACGAUGUUUUUGUAUAAUCACGCGGCGAUUUGGCCGAACGACGAAAGCAAAUGGCCCCGCGCGAUCUUCUGCAAUGGGCAUAUUCAAGUCGACAACGAAAAAAUGGCGAAAUCAAAGGGGAAUUUUAUCUCGCUAGGGGAGGCGUUGGAUACCUACGGCGCGGAUCCGACACGAUUGGCCUGCGCGGAUGCGGGCGAUACAUUGGAGGAUGCAAAUUUCGUCCGAGAUACCGCCGCGAGCUUCAUCCUAAAGCUCACCACCUUGCUUGACCAGGCCCAAGAACAGCUUUCCAGCGAUGAGGUGAUGCGCAAAGGGGAUUUUAAUGUCUUUGAUAAGAUCUUUAAUAACACUAUGAAUACCAUCACGACGGCCACAGAGGGGUACUAUGAAAGCAUGCAAUUCCGAAUGGUCCUGAACACCGCUUUCCAUGAGCUUAUGAAUGAGUUUAGCCAGUACAGGCUCAAUUGUGGGGAUGAUUUGAUCCACAGCAGUCUCGUCCGGCGCUAUUACGAGCUUCUAACAUUGAUGAUGAUGCCAUUAGCCCCACAUUUCUGUGAACAUAUGUGGAGAAACGUCCUAAAGAAGGAGGGGACAGUGAUCGAUCAGCGCUUUCCGAGCCCUGACGCGCCGCUGGAUUAUUCGCUCAUUGUGAAAAAUCGUGUUAUGAUGAACGUUGUGAAGGAUAUCCGCUCGCAAGUGGUGAAGUCUGAAAAACAGAAGAAAAAGCAAAUAUCCUCAGCGGUUAUUUAUACACUUUCGGUGUACUCAGAUUGGCAGGUCAACGCGCUUACACAAAUUCAGACGAUUUACAAAGAAAACGAUAAUUCGUUCCCUGCGGAUAUCGCCAAGCAAAUCAUUAAUUCCAGCUCGGAAUCUCUGCCGAAGAACCUUAUUCCGGAUACAAUGGCCUUUAUCUCGUUCGUUCGCGCGAAUGUGGAGAAGUAUGGCGAACAGGCGAUGUCGCUAAUGCCUAUUGUCAAUGAUUUUGACCUUCUUUCGAACGUAAGUGAUAAUGUUCGGAAGCUUUCUGGUGUAAAUAAUAUAAUGGUAAAGCACGCAACGGAUGAAAGCUGCAGUGGGCAUGCCGCGGCUCGUCGGAAAUGCCGCCCUGGAGAACCCUCCAUUGCAUUUAUCUUUUCAGAGUAG
Molecule: messenger RNA, 3237 nt
Organism: Phytomonas sp. Hart1
Lineage: Eukaryota; Euglenozoa; Kinetoplastea; Trypanosomatida; Trypanosomatidae
Source: the annotation of a GenBank genome assembly